GGUGCCUACAAAGAAGUUGAAGAAGUAUGAGAAGGAAUAUCUGGCAAUGCGAGAGAGUCAGCUGCAACAGGAAGACCCAAUAGAGAGAUACAAGAGAGAGAACCGGCGGCUGCAGGAGACCAGCAUGAGGCUGGAGCAAGAGAACGAUGACCUGGCGCAUGAACUGGUCACCAGUAAGAUUGCUUUGCGCAAUGAUCUGGACCAGGCAGAAGACAAGGCGGAGGUAUUAAAUAAAGAACUUCUUCUGACUAAACAGAGACUGAUAGAAACAGAGGAGGAGAAGCGCAAACAGGAAGAGGAGACAGCGCAGCUGAAGGAAGUCUUCAGGAAACAACUAGAAAAGGCAGAGCAGGAAAUUAAGAAGACCACGGCUAUCAUAGCGGAGUACAAACAGAUAUGUUCCCAGCUGAGCACACGGUUGGAAAAACAACAAACGGCAAGCCGGGAGGAACUUGAGAUCCUCAAGGCCAAGGUGAUGUCCUGCAGCCACUGCAGCGAGAUCUUCAGUAAGGAGGGGUCGGCGCAGAGCUCCAGCAAAGACAAGGCAAGUGACAUAGGAGAUGACGAGAAAGACUCUCUGAUGAAGCACUUGCGGGAGAUGGAGCUGGAACUGGCACAGACUAAACUGCAGCUGGUGGAGGCCAAGUGCAAAAUACAGGAGCUGGAGCAUCAGCGAGGAGCGCUGCUCAACGAGAUCCAAGCUGCCAAAAACUCCUGGUUUAGCAAAACCCUGAACUCUAUUAAAACUGCCACAGGGACCCAGCCCACCGCACAGUCUCCCCAGGGAGCCCAAGCUUCCAGCCCCGUUCUGCAGGCCCCCAAGGAGAGCACAUAA
Messenger RNA from Staurois parvus, 835 nucleotides. The record is from the annotation of a GenBank genome assembly. Lineage: Eukaryota; Metazoa; Chordata; Amphibia; Anura; Ranidae.